Chara braunii is the source of this 2422-nucleotide messenger RNA. The record is from the annotation of a GenBank genome assembly. NCBI's taxonomy places the organism in Eukaryota, Viridiplantae, Streptophyta, Charophyceae, Charales, Characeae.
UGGGUCAAGGAGACCAUCAUCUGUGCCCGAGCGUUAGUGCGAUUUAUUAAAUCACACGACGCUGUGUUCGUCCUUUUCAAGAGGAUGAGCCCUCGUUUCACGCUGGUUGAGCCCGUUGACACCCGGUUUGCAUCAGUUUUCCUGAUGCUGACGUGUCUCAAAGGUCGGCGGGACUCGUUAGAGAGCACGCUGCAUGGCGACGCGUGGGCUCGCAUCCCGUGGGAGCGCAGGCUUGUCUCCCAGGCACAGUGGGUUCAGCAGCAGAUCCGCGACAGCGAGUUCUGGCGAUGCGUUGACUGUGCCUUCCGCGUUAUGUUGCCCAUCCACCAGCUCUUGAGGAGGAUGGAUAGAGGGGGGAUGAUGAUGUCCAUCGUUUACGAGUGGAGUCAGCAUCUUCUCGAGUUGAUGAGGAAGGUGGAUGUGCCGGCGGAGAUAGUCGAGCCGUGCGUGCGCGAGGUUGCCGUCCCCAACCUCCACAUGCUCGAGCUCGCACAUGCUGCGGCACACCUCCUCAACCCUCGCCGCCUGUCCUUCCGAUAUUAUGAGUCGUUGCAGACGACCACCGACGACGCCCGUGUGGUCGAGGAGUGCGACAGAUUUCUGCUCGCGCAGACUGGCGACGAUCCGGUCGGCAGACUGUACAGGACACUGUCCGAUGCCGAGGCCGACGACUGUCGGGGGGACCGCGAGACUGAGCGUUGUGCCCAGUGGUGGUUUGAUCACGGACGUCAUCACCGUGAGUUGCGCACCAUCGCCAUCCGUGUGAUGCACUUGUGGACGUCUGCCUCUCCUACGAAGAGGAACUGGGUGCAGCACGAGUGCAUCAACACGGCGAGGCGCCACAAGCUUGGCUUUGCCAAGCUUGCACAACUGGUUGAGAUUGCCACCAAUCUCAAACUGGACGGGUGCGCACAACAGGGUAGUGGCUACGUGUUGCCCUGGGUUAUGGGGACCGGUCAGGAGGAGACCGCGGAAGGACAGAAGGACGACGAGGGGGACGUGGACCCUGAGGUGUGGGGAGCGCGAUCUGCUGGCAGUUUCAGCGAGCAAGACAUCGAGCGCCAGGUCGUCGCUUUCCAUGCUUGUCGACCGUCCAGAGCCGACCCGGUUGAGGACGUUUUCGGCAAGAGGGCGGUGGAGCUACGGCCGUGGCCGGAGCAGACGUCGGACGCUGAUGUGGAUGGCGACACGUCGGACGACGAGUGGACGGACGAUGACGACGCUCCCGUCAGCGGCGACGCGACGACGGAGCGGGUCUAUUUCACGUACGGUGGAGGACCUGACGGCAUGACUCCACACACAUCCGUCAUCACUGACGAUGUGCCGUCCGGUGGUCAGGCUAGUGACACCGGCAGAGCCGGUGGUCGUCGUCGUCGACGACCACGUGCCGAUGAGCACGUGGAGGAGCAGGAGCCGCUCCGAGGCCUUCGGCGACGUGGGUUUUGGUCGAGAGUUGAUGCGGGGGCGGCCCGACAGGGUGUCCCCAUGGGUGUUGAGGGAGAUGGUGUCCCCACGGGUGUUGAGGGAGAUGGUGGCGACGAGGACGAGGACGAAGACGAGGAGGGGUCCGACCACGGAGACGACCACGGCGACGACGGCGGCGACCACGGCGACGGUGGCAACGACGGCGACGACGGCAACCACGACGAUGACCACGGCGACGACGGCGGCGACGACGAUGAGGGUAGGCUGGCUUUGGUCUUGAGGGACCCGUCAGUGCCUUCACUACCUCUCACACGGCCCGAGGCCUUCGCUCAGGCAGGUUUUGAUGUCGACGAUUUGGCGCGACUCGGUUCACAUGACCCUUUCCCCCCCACGGGCCGCAGGAGCGGCGAGAGGUGCCCUCCUGGAGGGGCAUAUUCGCCCCCGCCCUACAUCGUGGAUAGCCCUAGAUGGUCAGGUUCUUCGCUCAGCGGCAUUAGAGGGAGGGAGUCCGGGCCGGUUGAUGGCGGGUCGGGACGCCGCAGUGACAGCGGCGGAUCUGCAGGAUCGAUGCCUCCGCCAUCCGCACGGAGCACGGAGGGCGGCGCCGACGGAACUACUGCUCGUGCGCCCAUUGCCGGUUCCUCGCCGCCUGUCGCAGGUGGUGUUGUCGGCGGAUGGGCAGCUCAUCGCCGGGUCUCGGACCGGAUGAGGGUGGAUUACGACGUCGGGAGGGGCGCCUUCACAGGACGUUUGUCACCUCGGUUUCAGGUUGUGUGCAGCAGCGAGGGUGGCUUCGGACGUCCGAGUCUUCACAUGGCAGGCCGCAUGCUCGGUUUGUCUCGAUCAGCGACGAGGAGAGUUUUGAUGCCACCGCCGAUUCCGGCCCGAGGGACAACUACGGACAUGCAGCAGGGUUAGCACUACACAUCCGACGAGGAGGGGUUGUUGAUGCGGAGUGGGAGUAGACGACACAACGCCGUCAGUGAGGCUCGACUCG